UUGGGAUGGGCAGCCAAAAAUCCUGCCACCAUGUCCUGCAAGGCUCUGGCUCUCUGCCUGCUGGGGCUCCUGGCUCUCUCCUCUGCGUGCUACAUCCAGAACUGUCCCAUCGGGGGCAAACGCGCGGCGCUGGACAUGGACAUCAGGAAGUGCCUGCCCUGCGGCCCUCGGAACAAGGGGCACUGCUUCGGGCCCAACAUCUGCUGCGGGGAGGAGCUGGGCUGCUACAUCGGCACCUCGGAAACGCUGCGGUGCCAGGAGGAAAAUUUCCUGCCCACCCCCUGCGAGUCGGGACGCAAACCCUGCGGCUCCGGAGGGAGCUGCGCUGCUCCCGGCAUCUGCUGCAGCACCGAGGGCUGCAGCACUGACUCAUCCUGUGACCAGGAGAUGCUGUUUGUGUAGCCCACCCAGGACAGAAGGCACAGGAUCCACAUCCAUCACUGUCCCAGCCCUGCCUUGGGCUGUGACUCAGACUGAAGUGAUGAGCUUAAACAGAAAUAAAACUUGGACAGAAAAACAA
This is a messenger RNA of Catharus ustulatus (Swainson's thrush), 520 nucleotides long. RefSeq names its product neurophysin 1-like. Bases 31 to 402 code for a protein of 123 amino acids. Lineage: Eukaryota; Metazoa; Chordata; Aves; Passeriformes; Turdidae. The transcript has 3 exons. Gene Ontology annotation, molecular function: neurohypophyseal hormone activity. Gene Ontology annotation, cellular component: secretory granule; extracellular region. The record is from RefSeq and is a predicted model, not a curated record.